Messenger RNA from Oldenlandia corymbosa var. corymbosa, 363 nucleotides. Lineage: Eukaryota; Viridiplantae; Streptophyta; Magnoliopsida; Gentianales; Rubiaceae. The record is from the annotation of a GenBank genome assembly.
AUGCAGCAAACUGAGCCAACUAUUUGGGAAAUUUGCAGCUUUGUCUGGUCAGCUGCAGGUAAGCAGUCUGAUCUGGAAUACCGCGUUGGUGUUCGUGGGUAUGGCUACCCAGCUAUGGUAGCUCUCAACUUGAAGAAGGGCGUUUAUACUCCUCUAAAGAGUGCAUUUCAGCGUGAUGAGAUCAUAGAAUUUGUAAAUGAAGCUGGACUUGGCGGAAAGAACAACCUAGCUUUUGAGGGCACUCCUUCCAUCAUGCUUACAGAACCAUGGGAUGGCAAAGAUGGGCAAAUCCUUGAAGAAUAUGAGCUUUCGCUGGAAGAGUUAGUGGGGAAUGAUGACACUUCUAACAAGGAUGAGUUGUAA